CCCGGAGGUCUUAUUUUUAUAGAAUAUCAAGAACGAAAUCAUCCAAAAGGCACACGAUGCCAAAAUAAAAAUAAAGAGCGAAAACCCAAAAAGUCGCGCGCAAUUCCUUCUGAAACCUAUCCGCCUCCUACCCCUGACCCUUCCUCUGGUGCUGGCGGGUUCUCGUCCCUGUUUCCCCCACCGCAAGUCCUGGAACCGCACCGCCUAACUCUUCUUGGCGGCCCCGCCCCGGCCAGGCCUAGGCCCCGCCCCGGCCAGGCCUAGGCCCCGCCCCAUUCGCCGUCUAUUGGCUUUUCCUACCCCCUGCCGGUGGGUGACGAGCCUGGAAGCCGGCGGGAUCUAUUGCGCACGCCCAAGGCGCUGGGCCUGGAGCAGGAGAAAGGGAGUGGAGGCGGGUCGCAGACUAUGAAGCGCGGCGUUCGGCGGGAUCCUUUCCGGAAGCGGAAGCUGGGCGGGCGGGCCAAGAAGGUCCGGGAGCCCACGGCGGUUAAUUCUUUUUACCGUGAGGCUUCACUUGUUUCGGUCUGGGCUUCUCUGAGGCUGCGAGAGAUGGUCAGGUCCGGAUCUCGACCGGGCCAGGUGUUAUCUUCAGGAAGGCACACUGGACCUGCUAAAUUAACAAAUGGAAAGAAAGCGACCUAUUUAAGAAAAAUAUCACGUUUUAAUGCAGAUUCUGGCUAUUCCAUCCAUUCUGAUUCAGAAAGUCAGGCGGAAACUGUACACGGGCUUGAUGGUUGUGCUUCUUUGCUGAGGGACAUUUUGAGAAAUGAAGAUUCAGGUUCAGAAACAGCAUAUUUAGAAAACAGAUCUAAUUCUAGACCUUUAGAAAGCAAAAGAUAUGGAUCAAAAAAGAAAAGACGUGAAAAACAUACUAUUCCUUUGGUAGUCCAGAAAGAAACAUCAUCUUCAGAUAAUAAGAAACCGAUACCUAAUGAAGCUUCUGCUAGAAGUGAAAGAGACACAUCAGACCUAGAACAAAAUUGGUCAUUGCAAGAUCAUUAUAGAAUGUAUUCACCCAUAAUAUACCAAGCCCUCUGUGAGCAUGUGCAGACUCAGAUGUCACUGAUGAAUGACUUGACUUCAAAGAACAUCCCUAAUGGAAUUCCUGCUGUACCAUGCCAUGCUUUAUCUCACGCUGAAUCUCAGGCAACUCCUCAUUCUAGUUAUGGCUUAUGUACCUCCACCCCAGUCUGGUCACCUCAGCGGCCACCCUGCCCUCCACAGGUUCAUUCUGAAGUUCAAACUGAUGGUGACAGUCAGUUUGCAUCACAAGGUAAAACAGUUUCUGCAACCUGUACUGAUAUUCUAAGGAAUUCAUUUAAUACCAGUCCUGGAGUUCCAUGUAGUCUGCCCAAAACUGACAUAUCAGCUGUUCCAACAUUGCAGCAACUGGGCUUUGUUAAUGGAAUUCCGCCACAACAAGGAGUUCAUAAGGAAACAGACCUACUAAAAUGUUUUCAAACAUAUUUGUCUCUUUUUCGAUCUCAUGGAAAAGAAACACAUCUGGACAGUCAGACACACCGAAGCCCUACUCAGUCACAACCAGCUUUCUUGGCCACUAAUGAAGAAAAAUGUGCCAGAGAGAAAAUUAGAGAGACCACAAGUGAAAGAAAGGAUUUAAACAUACGUGUGCGAGAUACAAAAACAGUCAAGGAUGUACAGAAGGCAAAAAAUGUGAAUGAGACAGCUGAAAAAGUUAGAAUUAUAAAAUAUUUGUUGGGAGAGCUCAAGGCCCUGGUAGCAGAACAAGAGGAUUCAGAAAUUCAGAGGUUGGUUACAGAAAUGGAGGCAUGUAUAUCUGUACUUCCAGCAGUAAGUGGAAACACAGAUAUUCAAGUUGAGAUAGCACUGGCCAUGCAACCAUUAAGAAGUGAGAAUGCUCAGUUACGAAGGCAGUUGAGAAUUUUGAACCAGCAACUCAGAGAACAAGAGAAAACUCAUAAGCCAUCUGGUGCUGUGGAUUGCAACCUUGAAUUGUUUUCUCUUCAGUCAUUGAAUAUGUCACUGCAAAAUCAAUUGGAGGAGUCACUAAAGAGCCAGGAGUUACUGCAGAGUAAAAAUGAAGAGCUCUUAAAAGUGAUUGAAAAUCAGAAAGAUGAAAACAAAAAAUUUACUAGUAUAUUUAAAGACAAAGAUCAAACUAUACUUGAAAAUAAACAGCAAUAUGAUAUUGAGAUAACAAGAAUAAAAAUUGAAUUGGAGGAAGCCUUAGUCAAUGUGAGGAGCUCCCAGUUUAAGUUAGAAACUGCUGAAAAGGAAAACCAGAUAUUGGGGAUAACGUUACGUCAGCGUGAUGCUGAGGUGACUCGACUAAGAGAAUUAACCAGAACUUUACAGACUAGCAUGGCAAAGCUUCUCUCCGAUCUUAGUGUGGACAGUGCUCGCUGCAAGCCUGGGAAUAAUCUUACCAAAUCACUCUUGAACAUUCAUGAUAAACAACUUCAACAUGUCCCAGCUCCUGCUCACACUUCCAUAAUGAGUUAUCUAAAUAAGUUAGAAACAAAUUACAGUUUUACACAUUCAGAGCCACUGUCUACAAUUAAGAAUGAGGAAACCAUAGAGCCAGACAAACCCUAUGAAAAUGUUCUGUCCUCCAGAAGCCCUCAAAAUAGUAACACUAGGGGCAUGGAGGAAGUAUCUGCACCUGGAAUUAUUUCUGCCCUUUCAAAACAAGAUUCUGAUGAAGGGAGCGAAACUAUGGCUUUAAUAGAAGAUGAGCAUAAUUUGGAUAAUACAAUUUACAUUCCUUUUGCUAGAAGCACUUCUGAAAAGAAAUCACCACUUUCUAAGAGACUGUCCCCUCAGCCACAGAUAAGAGCAGCUACAACACAGCUAGUUAGCAACAGUGGACAUGCUGUCUCUGGAAAAGAAAAUAAACUGUGUACACCUGUAGUCUGUUCCUCUUCAACAAAGGAAGCAGAAGAUGCACCUGAAAAACUUUCCAGAGCAUCUGAUAUGAAGGACACACAGCUCCUCAAUAAAAUAAAGGAAGCAAUUGGUAAGAUCCCUGCCGCCACCAAGGAGCCAGAGGAACAAACUGCAUGUCAUGGCCCAUCAGGUUGUCUUAGCAACAGCCUUCAAGUGAAAGGCAAUACUGUCUGUGACGGUAGUGUUUUCACUUCUGACUUGAUGUCUGACUGGAGCAUCUCUUCAUUUUCAACGUUCACUUCUCGUGAUGAACAAGACUUCAGAAAUGGCCUUGCGGCAUUAGAUGCCAACAUAGCUAGACUCCAGAAGUCUUUAAGGACUGGUCUUCUGGAGAAAUGAAUUCAGAAGAAAACUCUUCGAGUGCUUCUUUUUAAAACUAGAACUUGACUAUAUUGAAUGUGUAUUUUUCUUUAGUGAAAUGAUGUUUUAUAUUAUUAAUUAUGUGUGAAGCAAUACAUUGUACAAGUACUAAUUGUAUUGUUGGGAUAUAUUGACACUGAGGAGCUUAUAAAAACAAGUCAUCUUAAGAAGUUGACAAUUGCUACAAGAAGAAAGUUGUAGAUAACUAGGAAAUUACUGUAAGUAAUGUUUUAUUUCAGUACUUAGCAAUUAGAGUUCUUUUAUUAAGAUGUAUCUGCUGGAUUAAGGGUACAGGUUGAAAUAGUUCUGUGGUUGUCCUAAAAGAUAAUGGGAAAAGAAUCUCUGGAUGUAAGUUUUUCUGUUGAAACUGGAGGUGGGUUUUUUGGGUUUUUUUUUUUUCUGUUUCGGUAUACUUUUUUUUUUUUUAAUAGCAAUGUGUUUUUAUUAAACAUGCUAUGUGCCACAGGCUAGUGUUGUUGGUGAGAUAUAUAAACAUUUAUUUAAAGAGAAAAGUUACCAGUAUCUACACCUCUUAAAAAACAUUGAUUGGUCUAAAAAAUAUAUAGAUAACAUCCUAAGUUAACAUAUGGCUUCUUAAAACUUGGGCACUUUUAUUUGUUCUUAUCCCAAAUUCAUGUUUUAAGGCCUUUAAAGAAUAGUCAGACUGAUAAGUGCUAACAGAUAAGCUAUAGUUUGGGAAGUUUGUGGGUUUUUUAAAAAUAAGAAAUGUUUAUUUUUGUCCUUAUAUUUAAACAUGAUGGAAUUUGUAAAUCUUGGCAUUGAUUGUAAUUCUACCUUUUUGGAACAACUUUUUUUCCAGCAUGUUAGCUGAGAAUAUUCUCUAUUCUAUAAAUAAUAUGAAGUAGAUUGGUCUCUCUGCUUCUCUAUACCACGACUUCUUAGCUCAGUAUCAUCUCCCUUCACGUAAGCAGCACAUUUUAACUCUUAGGAAGCUGAAUGUUGUGUUAUCACUAAUACUUUGUACACGUCACCUGCCUACUCUAAUUGUCUUUAGUACUUGGACAGGUUUUAUCAUUAAAGAGUGUUCUCCUAGGCCCAGAACCUCCUCGUGUUUUUUUGUUUUGGUUUUUUUUUUUCAGGUGUUAGUGCUACAGCGUUUGAAGGACCCAGCUGUAGUCUCUUUGAUAUGUUCAGAUUUUCCAGAUAGAGAUUUAAGUCUAAAAAGUUAUUAAGUGAAUUCUAAACUAUUUCACAUAAGAGUCUAUUAGCAUCUUCAAUUUUCUUUAGUAUUCAUGAAUUAAUUUAUUGGCAUCUUAUUUUGAGGUAAUAGGCCACAACUCUUUAAAAAAUAAGUUCAGGAAUAAAAAAUAAUAA
This is a messenger RNA of Cercocebus atys (sooty mangabey), 4623 nucleotides long. RefSeq names its product coiled-coil domain containing 14 (gene CCDC14). Bases 406 to 3267 code for a protein of 953 amino acids. Gene Ontology annotation, biological process: protein localization to centrosome. The transcript is spliced from 13 exons. The record is from RefSeq and is a predicted model, not a curated record. Lineage: Eukaryota; Metazoa; Chordata; Mammalia; Primates; Cercopithecidae. Gene Ontology annotation, cellular component: centriolar satellite.